UGCUUAGGAUUCCGCAGCUCGAAAAUAGUCUUCCGCAAAAAAGAAGACCGGAAUUAAAAACGGAAGAGAGAGAGAAAGAGAGAGAGUGUUGAGGGAAUACAGAGUGAAAUUGCUCCAGAUAUUCUCAAUUCGUUUCAUUUCAUUCUCCUGUUCUGAUCUGCUCUGCUCCUCUGCCCCAAAGGCGGUGGAAAACUGACUUCACUGCGAAGGAAUCCACCGCCUCCCGAAGCGGAUCAAUCGGCGGCCGGAGAUGUGGGUGGAGAUACUGUGCGGCCUGGUGGCCUACAAGCUCAUCCGCUGUGUCUUCUUCGCCGACGACACCGACCCUUCCUACCUCGCAGACCUCGACUCCUCCCACUCCGACCUCUGCUUCGCCGUCGCCGCCAGGCUCGAGAAGCUCUACUCCGGCCGAUGCUUCGUCGGCCUCCGCAUCCCCGACCCCGACGCCGGCGCACGCCAACACAUCGACGUCGUCCUCGUUACCAAGAGGGAGGUAAUGGUGGUGGCGAUCAAGAACUUUUCUGGUUUUGUUGAGGUUGACAAGGACGGGAACUGGUCUUGUCCAAGUGACAAGAAGCGCAAGCAAGAGAUAUUUCCGAACCCGGUACUAGAAGUCAACAGACUAGCUGCCAAUCUUCAAUCUUACUUGGAGCAAAGGGGAGCAAAACUGCCUGAUGGGCAUAUAAUCAGAAGAGUUGUUCUGCCAAAUCCCAACUUCAGGCCUUCAUAUAGUAUAACUCUUCAACCAGAGGUUAUCUUGUAUGACCAAUGGAAGGAUCUUAAGACAGACUCAAAAAGUGGACUAUCAACAUGGAUUAAAGGUGCAUUUACUGGAAGCAAAACUGACAUGCAAGAUUCGGUACUCCAGAAUCUACAUUUUAUUCUCAGCACAUCGCCUAUGUGGGACAGGUUGGAACUCAAAGGCGACAAAAAUGUUCUUGGUGAAUUCAUCGAGUUCAAAGGCAGACAUGAGGAUAUUCAACUUCUCAAAAAUCUGAAGCGGUCAAAAGUCAGUAGAUUCAUCAUCCAGAAGUCAACUCUUUUUGGUGGUUUUGGUAGGUCACGAGUUCAAAUAUUGUAUUCACCUAGAGAUUAUCGAGUUGAGGGAACUUCAUCUUCAGAAUGGGAAGAGAUUUCUGUGAAGCAAUAUACAGAGAUUAUUUUUCAGCCAUUGCACUCCAAAAAAGUUCGGAAAUUCAAGCUUUCAAGUGUUGUUUCUGUGACACUGAGUGCUUAGCAAGUAGAAAUCUUGCGCAUAGCAUUUAGGCUGCCACUUUUCUCUUGUACUAUACACUAUAUGUCUGUGUACGUCAGUGAGAUUGUGCUUCCCUCUUUUCUCUGUGUCUAUAGAUCCGCCUGUAUUUCUGUGUGAUGAUGCGGAGGAAAGUGACUUGUAGCAAUAGAUAACUGAAUAUGUUUUGUAUUGUUGCGAUUCAGUUGAAUGUGUAUUCUGGAAUGGGAACCUAAAUCCCCGAGCAGUAUUGCUGGUAAGGGUUUGUCGAUCCAGGCCCAGUUUCUCUCGUACUUCCUUUGUCUUGGACUAACAUUUGAUUGGUCUGCUCUGUAUCACCUC
Phragmites australis (common reed) is the source of this 1573-nucleotide messenger RNA. RefSeq lists its product as uncharacterized. The transcript has 7 exons. NCBI's taxonomy places the organism in Eukaryota, Viridiplantae, Streptophyta, Magnoliopsida, Poales, Poaceae. Bases 251 to 1237 code for a protein of 328 amino acids. The record is from RefSeq and is a predicted model, not a curated record.